AUGGCUUCCGAGACUCAACCACUGCUGCAGCCUCCGUCUGACCCGACCGAGGUCGAGCAGGAGAAAUGGAACUCGUCCAAGGCGAAUGUCAGCCGCACUGUGGCCACUUUUUGGAGCUUUCUGGUGAUGGGAGCGAAUGAUGCGGCCUAUGGGGCAUUGAUUCCAUAUCUCGAAUCGUACUAUGAUCUCUCCUACACCGUUGUCUCGCUCGUCUUUCUCUCCCCAGUCAUCGGAUAUCUUCUGGCUGCCGUUCUGAACAAUCCCAUCCAUACCCACUUUGGUCAGCGUGGUGUCGCCGUGCUCUCUCCAGCCUGUCAUCUCAUCGCGUACGUCGUCAACUGUCUCCACCCGCCGUAUUAUGUCCUGGUGAUUUCCUUCAUGUUUGCUGGAUUCGGAAAUGGCCUCGAGGACUCCGCCUGGAAUGCAUGGAUUGGCAACAUGGCCAAUGCGAAUGAGAUGCUGGGAUUGCUCCAUGGUCUGUAUGGCGUGGGAGGUGUGUUGAGCCCGCUGGUCGCGACCUCGCUCAUCACCAAGGCCAGUCUGCCAUGGUAUUAUUUCUACUAUAUUCUGAUCGCCUGUUCGGUCGUGGAACUCGUCAUUUGCACGGUCGCGUUCUGGGAGAAAACCGGACAGGUCUUUCGUGAAGCGACCGCGCAGUCCCACGAUGCCGACCAGGGUGGACUGCGACAGGCGUUAUUCCGCCGCCCGUCUGCGCGAAUCACCUGGAUCUGUGCUGUUUUCCUGCUGGGAUAUGUCGGAAUUGAAGUUGCUCUGGGUGGAUGGAUUGUGACGUUUAUGAUACGCGUGCGCCAUGGCAGCAAGUUCGCCAGUGGAAUGGUGGCGACCGGCUUCUGGCUGGGCAUCACGAUCGGUCGGGUGGUGUUGGGGUUUGUGACACCUCGCAUUGGAGAAAAGAAUGCUAUUUCGAUUUAUAUCCUCUUCUCCAUGGCCUUCAACCUCGUCCUCUGGCUGAUCCCCAACUUCUUCGUCUCCGCCGUCGCCGUCUCUUUCCAGGGUUUCUUCCUGGGCCCAUUAUUCCCUGCGGUCGUAGUCGUCACCACGAAACUACUCCCUCCCCGUCUGCAUGUCAGUUCGAUUGGAUUUGCCGCUGCUUUUGGAGGAGCAGGAGCUGCUAUUCUGCCCUUCUUGGUGGGCGCAAUCGCGCAGGCCAAGGGUGUUGCGGUGUUGCAGCCAUUUAUUCUUGUGCUGCUGGGGGCGAUAUUUUUGCUGUGGCUGGGAUUGCCCAAGGAGAAGAAUAGCGCAUAA
Molecule: messenger RNA, 1266 nt
Organism: Aspergillus wentii DTO 134E9
Lineage: Eukaryota; Fungi; Ascomycota; Eurotiomycetes; Eurotiales; Aspergillaceae
Product: putative MFS transporter
Exons: 4
Coding region: 1-1266 (421 amino acids)
Biological process (GO): transmembrane transport
Cellular component (GO): membrane
Molecular function (GO): transmembrane transporter activity
Source: RefSeq, a predicted model, not a curated record